Molecule: messenger RNA, 429 nt
Organism: Amphibalanus amphitrite
Lineage: Eukaryota; Metazoa; Arthropoda; Thecostraca; Balanomorpha; Balanidae
Product: serine protease HTRA3-like
Exons: 1
Coding region: 73-420 (115 amino acids)
Biological process (GO): regulation of signal transduction; regulation of cell growth
Cellular component (GO): extracellular region
Molecular function (GO): insulin-like growth factor binding
Source: RefSeq, a predicted model, not a curated record
UCGCUCCGCCAGUCCGGGUGCUCCACGCUGCCGGUCCGCCUCUGCCCGUUCCGGCGUGCUCUGCGCCCCGCCAUGCUCGGUGUCCGGGUGCUGCUGCGGCUGCUGCCGCCGCUGCUGCUGCUGCUGCUGGCCGGACUGACCCCUCCGGCGGCCGGCUCCCUGUGCUUCUGUGACCGGAAGGCGUGUCCCACCGUCACCUGUUCCGAGGGACGCUCUCCGGUGCCCGACGACUGCAACUGCUGUCUGGUGUGUGGCCAGGCCGAGGGCGAGCGCUGCGGAGGCAACCACGAGCUGUACGGACGCUGCUCGGAGGGACUCGAGUGCCGCCGCCGGCCACCGGGGCUGGGCCAGCCGAUUGGACAGGCGACUGAGGGGGUCUGCACUGGUGAGUACCGAGUGCGCUCCGUCCCGCGCCUCUGAGCUUCCUAC